UUACCUUUAUUCGUAUCAUUUGUUUGCUUCUUUCUCUCUCUCUCUCUCCCCUAACCUCUGUAUUUCUCUGCAAAAACCCGGUCCAAUCUCCUGCUGGGCCGGUCUGAUUCUGGGCAUAAUCCUAUCUCUUGCAGUCAUGAAUCCUGAAUAUGACUAUUUGUUCAAGCUUUUGCUGAUUGGAGAUUCUGGUGUUGGCAAAUCAUGUCUUCUUCUGAGAUUUGCUGAUGAUUCAUACCUGGACAGUUAUAUUAGCACAAUUGGAGUUGACUUUAAAAUUCGUACUGUAGAGCAAGAUGGCAAGACUGUUAAACUUCAAAUUUGGGACACUGCAGGACAGGAAAGAUUCAGGACAAUAACUAGCAGCUACUACCGUGGGGCUCAUGGCAUAAUAAUAGUUUAUGAUGUCACGGACCAAGAGAGUUUCAACAAUGUUAAGCAGUGGUUGAAUGAAAUUGAUCGCUAUGCAAGUGAGAAUGUGAACAAGCUUCUAGUUGGAAACAAGUCUGACCUCACUGAUAAGAAGGUUGUGUCUUAUGAAACCGCCAAGGCAUUCGCCGAUGAAAUUGGCAUCCCCUUCAUGGAGACCAGUGCAAAGGAUUCUACUAAUGUGGAGCAGGCAUUUAUGGCCAUGACUGCUGACAUUAAAAACAGGAUGGCAAGUCAACCUGCAAUGAACAAUGCAAGGCCACCGACAGUGCAGAUUAAAGGACAACCUGUCAACCAGAAAUCUGGCUGCUGCUCGACUUAGUUGGUUGUUGUCUGAUCCUCCAUGGCAUGGAUUUAUAUAGGGUAGCUUUUCUCAAUUGAUCUCUAGGGUCAGAGAAGACUGUUCCUACCUCAUGAACCAUAUAAAUGAUUUGCUUUUUAAGUUCUGUAAGUUAUUGUGAAAUUUCAUUCUUUCAGUUCAUAUUACUAUUAAAUGGCCUGUACAAAUGAUGUGUUGCUUGUUAGUAGUAAAUGUUAUUCAAUUAUUUUCUUUUUUCUAUUA
This is a messenger RNA of Pistacia vera, 988 nucleotides long. Its product is annotated as ras-related protein RABD2a-like. Bases 137 to 748 code for a protein of 203 amino acids. The transcript is spliced from 8 exons. The record is from RefSeq and is a predicted model, not a curated record. Gene Ontology annotation, molecular function: GTP binding; GTPase activity. NCBI's taxonomy places the organism in Eukaryota, Viridiplantae, Streptophyta, Magnoliopsida, Sapindales, Anacardiaceae.